UGGGGGCCCUAAUUCAAACUCUUCUUCGGCUCCGCCUUCUCUUGUGUAUUGUCGGGUUUCCGUGGAGACAGCGGGGCCUACCGGGCCAUGGAGCCGCGACUGGUGGGCCCCGGGCCCUACCGGGCAACCCGGCUGUGGAAUGAGACCAUUGAACUCUUUCGUGAAGGGAUGCCAUUACGGAGGCAUCGUAGUCUUUUCAAAAACUAUGAGUGUUGCUUCAAAGCCUCAGAGGCAGUAGACUGGUUACAUGAGCUGCUCAGAUGUAACCAAAACUUUGGCCCAGAAGUGACACGUAAUCAAACAAUUCAGCUGCUUAAAAAAUUUCUGAAAAAUCAUGUUAUUGAAGAUAUCAAAGGACGAUGGGGCAAGGAAGACUUUGAGGACGACAGUCAUUUAUAUAGGUUUCCUCCUUCUUCACCACUGAAACCAUAUCCAACAAGGCCUCCAUAUAGAAAGGAAGUAAUUAAAAUUCCAGACUGGAAUGUUCCUGAAGCAGGCACUUCCCAAGAACACAUCCCAGUAAAGCCUCUCAUGAUGAAUUCUGAAAUGUGGUUCAAACGUCACAGUAUAGCAAUAGGAGAAGUACCAGCUUGCAGACUUGUGCACCGCCAAGAAUUAACACAGGCAAAUAUAGAAGAGAUAUGGAAAUCCAUGAUGCUAUCACAUUUGCAAAAAGUUUUGGGCCUGGAUUCUGUGGAUGAAGUAUUGGAUACAAAACUUGUGAACCCAAAGCAUAUCAUCCACAAUGUGUACAAUGUCAAUAAACAGGGCAUCGUCAUUUUGGAAGACAAAACAAAAGAGCUACCUCAUUGGGUACUGUCAGCAAUGAAGUGUCUAGCAAAUUGGCCCAGUUGUUCAGAUUUGAAGCAACCUUCGUACAUAGGAUUUGAAAGAGAUGUCUUCAAAACGAUAGCAGACUACUAUGGCCAUAUGAAGGAACCUCUACUCACAUUUCAUCUUUUUGAUGUUUUUGUCAGUGUGUUAGGUCUGCUGCAGAAAAACAAAAAGGCCAUUGAAGCACUUCGGGUUUCCUGUCUUCUGCUGCCUCCGGAAAAUCGGAAAAAGCUGCAACUACUGAUGAAGAUGAUGGCAAGGAUCAGCCUCAACAAAGAUCUGCCACCUCUUUGUGACACAGCUGGGACCAGAACACUGAUGGUUCAAGCGUUUUCUCAUUGCAUCCUCUGCUCUAGAGAUGAAGUGGAUUUGGAUGAACUGCUUGCUGCUAAACUAGUAACAUUCCUGAUGGACAAUUGUCAAGAGAUCUUGAAUGUUCCUUCCUCCUUACAGACUAUCAUAGAGGAGCAUGUAAUACAUCUCCGAAGAGUCCAGAUAAAAUAUGCAGACGCUGAUACUGAUACAACUCUUCCUGCUCCGUCAUUCUGUCGCCAAAUCAGUACAGAUGAAUUUGAAUACCAAAGAGUAAAUGGCUCUCAAGAACCACUGGCAGCUCUGUUGGAAGAAAUUACAAUGAAUAAAGAAAUAUCUGUCAAAGACAAGAAGAAGAAGCUGAAGCAGUUUCAGAAAUCCUACCCUGAAGUGUAUAAAGAACGAUUUCCUACUCCUGAAAGCGAGGCAGUGCUGUUUCCGGAAAAAAAUAAACAGAAACCACAACUGCUGAUGUGGGCAUUGAAAAAGCCUUUUCAACCAUUUCAAAGAACCAGAAGUUUUCGAAUGUAACAUUUCUAGAGUCAUUAGUGAACUGUAUCUCAGUAUAUUAGUGAUAGGAUAGAUCUUGUGCAAAUGGAACCUAAACAGCAUUUAACUACUGGAAAAACUUUAACUACUGAAACAGCGGGAAAAGGUUGUAAUGGCAAAACAUUUUGGAGGGGAUGUUAUAUUGAACCAUUAUCAGUAUUUUUGUCAUUGGCUAUUUUUAAUGAUUUGUUACUUUUAAGUACAAGAUGGGUAAUCAUUCAUAAUGAUUGAUACGGAAAAAAUUCUUUGCUUUUAUACUUCUAGUUGUCAUUUCAAGUCUUAGAUGUAUUUUUAUGUGUAUAUUUCACUGUCUUGUUUGUCACUGGUCAACAGCAUUUUUUCUGAAAAGGAGUAUUAUAUUUGUUUAUAGCUGGCAUGCCGGAGGGAUUAAAACAUUGUACAUACUUGAAUGAACUUGAAACACUGGAUCUUGUACUGAAUUGCUGACUCUGUCUCAGGUAGUUGCCUUGAUAUAUUUUAUAAUGCUGAUUUCAACAGUGCCCUUUGUUUCCUCAUUCACAUGCUGCACUGGGGCCUGAUCCAGCUCCUAUUGAAGUUCCAUUGACUUCAUUGGUGCGUGGCCAGACCUUUGAAAACUCGCAUGAUCUUGCUAAAUAUAGCUGUACAAAAUUAGUUACUAACAGGAUGGAAGUUACACAUUUUUAUAUGAAAAUCAAAUGCCUUAUAUUUUCUGUGAAAAGGGAGGUAUUUACGGCAAGGUCAAAAAUUAAAUAAGAAGUAUAGAUUUUAUUUUUAAUGAGGAUGCAUUUGUUCUCAAUAAUGAAUUCUACUGUUCUACUGUAUACAUUUUGGUUGUACUUGAACUGCAGCACUUCUAAUGUUUUCAGUUAUUAAAACAAAACUUUUUAAGGUAAUUCUCUGGAGGCAGUGGGUUUCAUCAUAGCCUUCAUAUCUGUAAUGAGCCACAGUUCUGAAACAUUUCAGAGUGAAAGAGUUGAGUCUGAAUCUCCACAGUGGACUCUAUAGCAGGUUUGAGGGUGGUUUAAAAACCUUGAUCAAUUUCCCACUUUGAAGGAAUAUAAAAUGGUUGGCUGUAAUCUAGCCUUCACAACACUCUCUUGCUUUGCAAAUGUGCUAAUUAAUCAAAUUCAUACCAGGAUGUGCAUUAAAAGGUUAUUGGUUUAACAGAGUCAAAAAAAAUUUUUUUCUGGCUUUGUGUUUUUGCUUCAACACUGUGAUCCCACAAGCUCUCUUUCCCUUCUCCUUUGUCUCAUGCAUUAAUCAUUCUUGGACAGGAACUGAAACAACCACUCAGCUGACUUCCAAAGAGAUAGGAAGAUUUUAUCAUGAAAAGGCAUGGUCACACAUGGAGGAGAAAGGCCAGGAUAAGAGAAGAAUGGAAGACAUGUUAUGAUUGGCACAAUCUAUAUGAGGGCUGAAGGCCCGAUCAAUCAAGGUUAUUUAGAGAGUGGACUUUCCCUGUCUGAAACAAAAAUGUAUCAAUUUUAGCUCUAGUUAAUCUUGUUUUACUAUUCAAGCCUCUUGGAGUAAUUUCUUCUCCUUCCCCAUAAACUUGGACAGAUUAACAUGUAACGUUUUUAAUUUGCCAUAUUCUCUAAAGCUUACAUGCAAAUGAUGAACUUGGAAGAUACAACUAUAGUCUUCUAUAAAAUUUCCAUUGGUCUGUUCUUCCCUCUUCAAAUACUGAGUAAUCCACUAAGUAUAAGGCCCAAGCCCAGGUGAUUAUUCCACUUAUCCAGUUGGACAGAAUACUUUUCAGGGAUAGUAGAAACACAUUAUAAGGGUUUGUGGGUAACCUUGGCGGAGCAGAAAUCAUUCCAUAUGUAAUGUAGAUGCCUUAUUCCCUUGGCAGCAGGGAUAGCUCUGUGCCAUUGUCCUAUGGGUUUUCUUAUAGAGCUGUGUAUUGCCCUGAUUUUCCCCUUGGCAUGAGCAGUCAGCCAAUAUUGAGGGCCUAUCAGGUUGUUUCCAUUAGAAAAAGAAAAUGAGGUUAAACUUUAUAUAGCUUAAACUUCAGCUCAUGCUUUGCUAUGGUGGCCAGUACCGUGGCACGGUGGUUUCUGUUUCAUUUAUCCCUGUACAAAGGAACAUGUACUAGUUCUUUCAUUUAUCCUGAAUGCAGAGUGCUAUUAUUUGAGAGGUAUGAUGGACACAAAGAAUAUUCAAAGACAAUUUCAUCUACUUGGUAAAUGUUAUAUGCCUCUUUAUGGGCUAAGGGAUUGUGUUAUGGUUCCACAGGAAAGUUUUAUGGGUUUCCUGCAGGAACUAAAAUCACUGGAGGCAAUUAAUGCAAAUCUGUAGGCUGGUAGCAAGCCUGGAGAAGCCUCUCCCCUUAGGGAAAAUUGCACAGAGAGGUAUGAUGUGGUUUAAAAAAGCAUAGCAAACAAAGAACUAAGAAUCGUAUGAUGUGACCAGCCUGCCAGAGGAAGGGAGGUUACUCUCACCUAAUUCACAAACUGACAUGAGACUGUGAUCCAGAGGGACUUAGCCUGCAAGACAACCUGAAAUACUUUUAAGCCUGCCUCUCUAUCCGUGAAAGAUGAUUGCCUGUUAAGUAAGA
Molecule: messenger RNA, 4234 nt
Organism: Mauremys mutica (yellowpond turtle)
Lineage: Eukaryota; Metazoa; Chordata; Testudines; Geoemydidae
Gene: DEPDC1B
Product: DEP domain containing 1B
Exons: 11
Coding region: 88-1677 (529 amino acids)
Biological process (GO): positive regulation of Wnt signaling pathway; intracellular signal transduction
Source: RefSeq, a predicted model, not a curated record